AUGCAUUUCCUGACAUUGCUGAUAGCAAGUCUAUCAAUUGCGGGCCUCUCGCAUGCACAGGAUGUAAUUUCUGAUACAGGUCUCGCCGGCCCAGAAGUGGAGAUUGUCCACCGAUACAACGAUCAAUGGCCCACAGGAAUCACCGUAUCCCGCACCGGCCGAAGAUUCUCAAACUACCCACCAGGCCUCGACGUAAACAACACCAACGACGGCACAAACAACAAAUACACCGUCGCGGAGCUAAACGGGAACGACACUGAAAGUCCCUACCCAAAUGCCGAAAUCAACAACCCACCGGGAGGUGCUAUAAACUACUCCACAUACCCAGCAACAGGCGCAAACCACCAAACCCACCUCAUCGGCGUACAAUCCGUCGUCCUCGAUCCACUGGACCGCCUCUGGAUCCUCGACACAGGCCGCGCCCUCACACCCGAUGGCACGCUCGUCCCCGCAUCCUACGGCGGACCGAAACUCGUCGGCGUGUCACUGGCCAACGACACCGUCAUCCAGACCAUCGUCUUCCCCCCGACCGUAGCGUUCGCGGACUCGUACCUCAACGACGUGCGGUUCGAUUUACGCGCCAACCUCACGCAGUCGGGGAAAGGCAUCGCAUACAUCACCGACAGCAGCAGCGAGGGCCGCAACGGCAUCGUCGUAGUCGAUCUCGGCUCCGGCGAAAGCUGGCGCCACCUCAACGGGAUCAACGAAGUGCGUGCAGAGCGUGGGUUUGUGCCGUAUGUCUGGGGCGUUCCACUCUAUUACGUAUCUGGGCCGGGCCAGCCGCUUGAGACGGUUCCUCUGGGCGCAGAUGGGAUCGCGCUGUCUGCUGAUGGCGAGGAUUUGUUCUGGGGCCCUGUUGGCGGACGCACGCUAUAUAGUAUCCCGACCGCUAGGUUGCGGGACCGAGGGCUGAAUUCGGAAUUGCUGGCUCAAGCGGCGGUGGAGAAUCGCGGGGAGAGAGGGGUGAGUGAUGGGUUUGAGACGGAUUCGAAUGGGUUUAUCUAUGCGGGGAAUAUGGAGCAGAAUGGUAUACUGUUUUAUAAUCCGGCGAACAGUAGCACAAGCACUUUCGUGCGUGAUCCCAGGAUCAAUUGGGUCGAUACUAGUGAGUGGGAAAAUUCCCUUGUGCCUGAGAAAUGUAGUAGUUAA
This is a messenger RNA of Periconia digitata, 1149 nucleotides long. The record is from the annotation of a GenBank genome assembly. NCBI's taxonomy places the organism in Eukaryota, Fungi, Ascomycota, Dothideomycetes, Pleosporales, Periconiaceae.